AUGCAUUCACCUUUUGUAUUAUGUCUGCUCGAGCCUUUCAGCUCGUCUGAUUGGCUUGAGUUUUUCAGAAUUCGCUUUAAUUUUGAUAAUGUAUUUGCUUCUGAUAAUAAUAAAAUUUGGAUUUUUUGGAAUAAUGAUUUGGCAAUAACAUUCGAGAGUCAGACUGAGCAGUGCGUCACGAUUUCUUGUGUACAUUCUACGGUUCUCACGCCUUUCUGGCUCUCAUUUGUUUAUGCCAAAACCAAGGAACGUCUUCGGGACCCGUUGUGGGCUGAGCUGAAAGCUAUAUUUUCUAUGAUUCCCGGGGGAGUUCCUUGGUCGGUGGCGGGUGAUUUUAAUUGCUUGCUAAGUGUGGACGAGAAAAAAGGUGGGCUUCCGUACUCACAUCGGAAGACUACUGAUUUUCAGGAGUGUGUCAGUGCGUGUGACUUGAUUGAUGCGGCUUAUUACGGUUCCCGUUUCACCUGGUGGAAUGGGCGGCGUAAGGACGCGGCUAUAUGGAUGCGUUUGGACCGGUUCCUUUACACCUCGGUGUGGGAAUCGGUGGUACCGAAGCAUUUUGUUUUCCUGAACGUGUGGAUUAAGCACGAAGAUUUUCUAAGGGUGGUGCGUGAUAGCUGGCGGGUUCCUGUUGAGGGGGCCCCUAUGUUUGUAAUCGCCACCAAGUUGAAUAGAUUGGGUAAGGUUCUGAGCAGGUGGAGCAAGACUAUGUUUGGGGAUAUCUUUGUGAAGCUCCGUGAAUAUGAGGAUAGUGUUCAGACCCUUGAAGCUAUUGCAAUUGAGGAAGAAUUUCGGCAGCAGAAGGCGCGUAUCACCGAGGUUCAGGAUGGGGACAGAAACUCCCGGUUCUUUCACUCUGUUGUUAAGGCACGCAGGCGUAAGCUAUAUAUACACAGGGUUAAGGAUGGUGACGGCGUGUGGUUGGAAGAUAGGCAAGGGAUUGCUAAUCAAGCAGUCUCUUUCUUUGAGCAUAUGUUCACCGCAGAGAUUGGGGGUUUUGAUCUGGCUAGGUUGGAUUGUGUCCCAUGCUUGGUUACUGAAGAGGAUAAUGAGCUUUUAACGGCCAUGCCUGAGGUGGAGGAGGUGAAAGCGGUGGUAAUGCAAAUGAACUCUACGAGUGCAGCAGGGCCGGAUGGUUUCUCGGGGGCUUUUUAUAAGGCCUGUUGGGAUAUUAUUCAGGAUGAUGUUGUCAGUAUGGUUCGGAGUUACUUUGCGGGAUGGGAAUUCACCAGGGCUAUCACGCACACAUCCAUCGUCCUUUUGCCGAAGAAGCCGAGUCCAGAAACGUUCGCAGAUUACAGGCCUAUCAGUUUGUGCAACUUCAGUAGUAAGCUUAUCACGAAGCUCAUGGUAGUUCGGAUGGCUACAGUCCUGCCCCGGGUAUUGUCUCCGCAGCAGAGUGGGUUCGUAGCUGGUCGGUCUAUUACUGAUAAUGUGCUUUUGGCGGCCGAGAUAUGCCAUGGGUUGAGCUUACAGAACCGGGACAUAGUUCUUAAGUUAGACAUGGCUAAGGCAUAUGACCGGGUAUCGUGGUUUUUCCUGACUUCGGUGAUGCGCCGUUUGGGUUUCAGCGAGGUCUGGAUAGAUAUGGUGUUUCGGGCUGUGUCUAACGUGUGGUAUUCAGUGAUUGUAAACGGAGUCAAAGAAGGCUUCUUUACAUCUACACGGGGGCUCAGGCAGGGGGAUCCAUUGUCCCCGACUUUGUUUGUGAUUACAGCUGAAGUCCUGUCAGUUUACCUUGCGCGGGUUUAUGAUGGCACUGCGGUGCCCCGGUUUACACAGCCGCCAGGGACACCACAUAUUCACCACCUGGCCUAUGCGGAUGAUGUGAUUAUUUUUAGUACGGCCAGGUUGGGAGCUAUUCAGGAGGUAAUUGGUGCGUUAAAGGAGUACGAGGAGAUUUCGGUACAGUUGGUGAGCUUUCAGAAGAGUGCUUUUUACAUGCACCCUCGUACUCCGGCCUAUAAGAUUGAACAGAUUCGCAGGGCAACAGGUUGUGUGCAUAAUCAGUUCCCAUUUACUUAUUUGGGUUGCCCAGUGUAUAUUGGCCGUAAGAAAUGUAUUUACUUUGCCUCGGUGGUGGAUAAAGUGAAGGCCAGAUGGAUUACUGCGGAUUUGUCCCGAAUAGGGCAGGGCCCGCGUGAUAUCCCACUCUGGACCGUGGCGUCCGACGGUAUGUUUUCUUAUUCCUCUGCCAAGGCCUUUCUUAGGCCUGCACUGCCCACUACACCAGACCCUCUUUUAGCUAAAUGUUGGCGCAAGAACCUUCCUUUUAAGGUGUCCUUCCUGGCUUGGAGAGUGUUCCGAGGGCGGCUUCCCACGGAUGACAUCCUCGCUCGUUUCGGUCAUGUGAUCGUCUCGAGAUUGAUUGAUAUAGAGUCCACCUGGGCGAAGCUAGCUAGCUAUGUUGAUAUCUCUGUUCGUCCGCCGUGGAUUCUAGAUAGUGUGGUGUCCAGGCUUCGAUUCCUGUGUUCCUGCGGGGUAGUUACUGCUGUUGUGUGCCCGUCUAGGGCCAAUCUGCCUGCGCAGGCACUAGCUGAUUGGGUGGUUGAUAAGCCAGGUGAGGCCGUCUUUCGGAACCUCAAUGAUCUGCCGCCUAAGGUGCUGUUUCUUUGGCCUCAGAGGCAUGAACUGGUCUUGGGCUGUUUUGGUUUCGCCUUUGCAGGCAUUUUUUGGGACAGACCAGGUCUCAACGCCGAUGCAAGCGGGUGGUACUAUGAUGGUGACACGCGAGGUGUCUAUUCCUUGCUAUUUGAGCUUCGGACUAUAUGGUGGGCUGUGAAGCAGUUGGGCUACGCGUGCACUUUUCCGGAGCAGCUUCACAGGCUACUUAUUUCACAUCUUGAUGUUUAUACUCUUGUCUGCGUUCUGGCAAGGUCCGGGCGAGUGAUAGUUAAGUACUGUAGUGCUCCAACAAUCCGCCGGUACUGCGUGGGAUUUUCGAAAGGAUCUGAUGAGGGACUAGUCGGUUGCGUGACUGCUGCUGGAGUGGCCAAGGCUUUGCAAUCAAACAUGCCUGAGUGUGAUAAAAUGUCCUUCAUAUACCGCCGUUGGGAAAGAACCAAGUUGUCCCCAACUGGGAGUGUCUCAAUGCCCAAAAAAGAAACUCGGUCGGCUGAGAUCCCUAAUCUUGAAUAUCGUGGAAAGCCACAGGAGUAA
Molecule: messenger RNA, 3159 nt
Organism: Ipomoea nil (Japanese morning glory)
Lineage: Eukaryota; Viridiplantae; Streptophyta; Magnoliopsida; Solanales; Convolvulaceae
Exons: 8
Coding region: 1-3159 (1052 amino acids)
Source: RefSeq, a predicted model, not a curated record